Molecule: messenger RNA, 1490 nt
Organism: Cygnus olor (mute swan)
Lineage: Eukaryota; Metazoa; Chordata; Aves; Anseriformes; Anatidae
Gene: MOB1A
Product: MOB kinase activator 1A
Exons: 6
Coding region: 108-758 (216 amino acids)
Biological process (GO): hippo signaling; positive regulation of protein phosphorylation
Cellular component (GO): nucleus; cytoplasm
Molecular function (GO): protein kinase activator activity
Source: RefSeq, a predicted model, not a curated record
GCCCCCGCUCGAGGCCGCGGCCCGGGCUGGGUCUCGCGAGAGCUUGAGGGGCACGGCCGCGGCGGGAGCGGCGCCGCUUCUCCUCAGGCCGGUCGGCGCCGCUCGCCAUGAGCUUCCUCUUUGGGAGUCGAUCUUCGAAAACAUUCAAACCCAAGAAGAAUAUUCCUGAAGGCUCCCAUCAGUAUGAACUCCUGAAACAUGCAGAAGCCACCCUGGGAAGUGGUAACCUUAGGCAAGCAGUUAUGCUGCCAGAGGGAGAGGACCUUAAUGAGUGGAUCGCAGUUAACACAGUGGAUUUCUUCAACCAAAUCAAUAUGCUCUAUGGGACCAUCACAGAGUUUUGCACAGAGGCCAGCUGUCCAGUCAUGUCUGCUGGACCAAGAUAUGAGUACCAUUGGGCAGACGGCACCAACAUAAAGAAGCCGAUUAAGUGCUCAGCUCCAAAGUACAUUGAUUACUUGAUGACAUGGGUUCAGGACCAGCUGGAUGACGAAACGCUCUUCCCUUCAAAGAUUGGCGUCCCUUUUCCCAAGAACUUCAUGUCGGUGGCCAAGACCAUCCUGAAACGGCUAUUCCGCGUGUACGCCCACAUUUACCACCAACACUUUGAUUCUGUCAUGCGACUGCAGGAGGAGGCCCACCUCAACACCUCCUUCAAGCACUUUAUCUUCUUUGUGCAGGAAUUUAACUUGAUCGACAGGCGGGAGUUGGCUCCACUGCAGGAACUGAUUGAGAAGCUGGGCUCCAAAGACAGAUAAACUUUCCCCAGGAGGACCCAUUCAGCUUCUGGUUGUGGCUGUUCCUUUCUGCUUUGUACACCAGCCGUUCUCCCUUUCACCUUCAGCAGUGCAAGCCUCAAGAAGCUGGAUGAUGUGCUGGCUGGCAUCGCCUCGCUCAGUCUUGCAGGCCUUUGGCAAAACAGUGCUUGUACUGCACAGUGGCAGCCUGCAUUGUUUUAUAACUGGUGGCUGAGCUGUGGUGACUAGCGCUACUUCGUACAUUUUUUUCUAAGCUAUGUACUCAAGUCUGGCAAGAAUUGCAGUCUGGGACUCUUGACACAGAGCUUGUAGCAGGUUGCUUUGUUUCCCACAGGCAUGGGUGAAGUUCCAGAGUGCCACACUGCUGUUUUCAGUGCUGGAGCAGUUUCACUCUGGAUCCCAUGGAUACAGAACCUGGCCUACAAGCAGCCAGCCUGGGGCUAUAUCCAGCAUGUGCUUCCCUUGGGGAAGACCAGCAGUGGCACAGCUUAUUUUUGGAAGUGCUUUUUUUGGAUUUAGAUGCACUUUGGCCAAGAGCCUUAAGCUCCCCUCAUGGCAGCAUUGGGGGGAGGAGGAAAAAAGUGCCUGUCAAGGGGAGCCUGUCCCCUUGGUGUGCAGAGCAGCUUUUCUGUCCCCAGCUGGGGGGGGGGGGAACACGACAGAGAGGGAAUGGCAGGGACCAUGUGUGGCAAGGCAAUAAAGUUUCUUCUUCCUGCUCUCUUUUUUAAUGGA